CUGGCGUGAGGCGCCCUCCCUUGCCCAUUUCGGGAGCUGCUGAGCGCUCCGGAAGGAGAAAAAUGGGGUCAGGAGAGGCCCGCGCGAUGGAAGCGUUGGAUUGAUUUCCUUCGAAGUGUUGUCUUUUCAAACAUCUCGUCCCCUUCUCGGCACUCCCUGCUGCCUGCUUUUGGCUUGGGUUUCCCGGGUCUUCAGGGUCUGGCGGUGCAGGCCAAGGGUGGGCCAGAGGUAGGCUGCAGGUGGUGGCCCGCGUUGCUGGAGGGGGGUCUGGCGGAGCAAGUAGGCGGAGCUGACCUGGAAACCUCUCCUUGGCCACUGUCCUUUCUAAGGAGCUCACCUUGCAGAGCCCGCCCGCCCAGAACUGGCAGGGGACCCUCUUAGGAGCAGAGAAAAAUGGCGAUCUUCAGGCAGCUGUCCCUGCGUGCAAAGGCUGCCCUGGCCGCCGGCACCGUCUUCGUGUCCAUGAUUGUGUCCCGCUCCUGUCUGGCAGGGAGCCUUGAGCUCCGGGCCUGGCGUUGGCUGUUCCGCCUGCAGCUCGCCCUGUUUGCCAACUCGCUCAUGCUCAUUGGCUCCCUCUACAUCUGGCGGAGCACAGUCAGCAACCUCAGCCACUGCCCGGGCGCCGAGUCCGCCUGUUUCCAGCUCUGGAAGAUGGCGGUUGUGGCGUUUCUGGCCCUGGCCCAUUCCAGCUUCUUCACCAUGCUCUUUUUAGUGGCCGAGGAGCCCUAUCUCUUCUCCUUGGCAGCCUACUCCUGCCUCGGGGCGUACAUCAUCAUGGUCUUCUUCCUCUGCACCCUCAGUGGCAUGGAGCAGGCCUAUCAGCUCGUGGCCUGGCGCAGCGGCAGGGUCGUGGGCGGCCUCGACAAGACAAGGAAGGUGGCGGUCAGGCCGGCCCUGGCGGUGGCAGUGACCGCUGUGCUCAGUGUGGCUGGGCUUCUGAACGCCGCCCAGCCCCCGGCCGUGAAGACCGUGCAGGUGCCCGUCCGUCAGCUGCCUCCCUCGAUGGACGGCCUCAAGAUCGCGCUCCUCUCCGACAUCCACUUGGGCCCCACCGUGGGCAGGACCAAGAUGGAGAUGUUCGUGAGGAUGGUGAAUGUGCUGCAGCCAGACGUCACAGUGAUCGUGGGGGACCUCUGUGACGCGGAAGCCUCCAGCCUGCGGACGGCGGUCGCUCCUCUGGACCAGCUUCGCUCGCGCCUCGGCGCCUACUUCGUCACGGGGAAUCACGAGUACUACACGUCGGACGUCAGCAACUGGUUCGCGCUGCUGGAAUCCCUGAACGUCAGGCCCCUUCACAACGAGAACGUGCGGAUUUCCGCCACGGGGGCCCAACCCGGGGGCGCUGAGGACGACGACUGGAUCUGCCUGGCUGGGGUGGAUGACAUCGAGGCGGACAUCCUGCACUACUACGGCCACGGCAUGGACCUGGUCAAGGCCCUGGAGGGCUGCCGCCCGGACCGCCCCACCAUCUUGCUGGCUCACCAGCCCCUGGCUGCCAAGAGAGCCCUGCAGGCUCGGCCGGAUAUUAGCCUCAUUCUUUCUGGGCACACGCAUGCCGGGCAGAUCUUCCCCUUGAACGUGGCAGCCUAUCUCCUGAACCCCUUCUUCGCCGGCCUCUACCAGGUGGCCCAGACCACGUUUGUGUACGUCAGCCCGGGCACCGCCUACUAUGGGAUCCCCAUGAGACUGGGCACCAGGGCAGAGAUUACCGAGCUCAUCCUGCGGCGGGCUCCUUGAACCUGGCCCUGCCCUGUGCGCCCCUUCGGAGUCCUCGCCCUUCACCCUCCGUCCCUCUUCAGAGCGGGUGGCCUGCUUUACCCCCUGCAGCCUCUGCUGCCCAGCCCUGCCCACGCACGCUCGGCCACAAGCCUGGCUUGAGCAGUAACUUGCGCUGGGGCUGCCUAGCGAGCAUGGGCUGGUUUGCUCCGCAGAUGGCCAGUUGCUUAUUUAUGUGUAUCUGCGAGGCCACUGACGUCCCGUAUGUCAGAACAAGCGUCCCUUUUCCAGGUGAUGUGGAGUGAGCCCUCCUUGUCCGCAGAGCUCACAGGGCCGCACCGAAACGGGGUUGCCUGAGAGGGACACCUCUAAAAGCAGAACAGAGAGGAACACUGGCGGUCUGAAACCCUCUUUAGGACUUGGGCAGUUUCCAGCAUCACUGGAAGGAGCUUCUGGGGAAGGGGCGGGGUGGCCAGGUGAGCCAGAACAGGCAAGAGGGAGGCCCCUCUGGCCACUGGAGAAGAAUGCUUUCUUUUCCCCGCUGGCUCUGGCAGAGUCACCUUUACUGAGGGCAUCAGCCAAACCCGCGGGGACACAGGGCUCGUGCUGUCCCGGGCCUUGAGUGAUACUUUUACUGCCUGUGCUCUUGGGCCUUUGGGAUCGGGGGUGGGCUGGAAAGACACAGGAGCACGGUGGUAGGCGAUGGGACACUAAGGGUUCCGCUGCUGAGGAACUCAGAGGGGGCUUCCCUCCCUUGGCUCCCUUUAUGCACCGCUUGGGGGAGGUGAUGAAGGACAGGCUACUUUUCCCUGUUUGAAGGUGAGGAGACUGAGGCCGAGGGAAGUAGGGCAUUGGCAGAAUGACAGGGUAUGUAGGAGAUUCUUGGCUGGAAGCCGGGUCCCCUGCCUCCUCUUCUGCUGUCCCGUGGGCAAGUAGUUGUAUCUGUUACAAGCGAGUGCAGGAUUCAGACACAUCUGUGCAAAGAGAACGCACAAGGGCUUAGGGCCUGCUGGUCUUUCAGAGUGGUUUGCUUGAGGCUGGUUUCCAUUUGUCCACGAUUACUCGGGCCAGAGCCCGGAAGGAGGUUGGCCGGUUUCAGUGUAGGGUGUCUGUUACCCUGGAAGAAGAGUCAGGAGGCUGCGUGCCCCUCCCCGGCGCCCACCCCCACCCCUCACCCCGGGUUCGGGUCUGCGUCUUGUGAGGCACUGAGGUUUGCUCUCCACGGGGGAAGUUGGGAGCUGUGCGGGGAGCGGCAGGGCUUCGUGCUCUGUCGGGGCCUCCAGGCCUUCCCUUCCCCUGGGCCCCAGCUGUGGGUGGCUGGGACUGUCUUCCCUGCUGGGUGGCCUCUGUUCCCACACCCAGCCCUCCAUCCCCCACCCUGUCAGCGUUAUCCUGGGGCUCUGGCCAGGGGACCGUGGUGCCAUGCGGCCGGGCUCUCGACCCUCUGGAGUGACCCCACCCUGCCGGCCAAGCCUCUUGGGCCAGAGGCCAGAUACCCUUUGACCCUGAGGCCAAGUCAGUAAGCUCUCCUCUUAGAAAAAGUUGCACUGGGAAGCUUGGCAACCUCGGCUCAGCGGUGGCCCUUUUGUGAUUGAGAGUGUGUGAUUUCUCCACCGCCCUGCCUGGAGAGGCUCACCCGCUGCUCCUGGGUCAGGUAGCAGCCCGCACGGGACUUGACCUCACUGAGCCGCGGUUUCCCUCACCUGAAAAUGAGGAUAACUUAGCUGCCUCAGGAUGGUUUCACGGGGAGAGUAUUGAGGCGUGGCGUCAGGUACGCGGGGCACAGUCACUCAGGAGGCACUGGGUGGGGUCAGCAUUUAAACAUCACGUGGGCAUGCCAACCGCGUCAGGCACGGGCGCCCGGAGGCACCUGUUCUGGAGCAGUAAAGCGGGGAGUGUGAGUGGGUAACCUGCUGCCAGGGGCCAGCGAUCAGGGUCAAGGCGGCAACUGCUAGGGUUUGCUUUCUUUGCCUGUGCUGCUGGGUCCGGUGUGCAUUCUGCCUCAGGGGGUUUCUUCAGCCUCCUCCUUGCCUUCCCGUGUACGACAGACAGAGUCCCCGGGGAUCCUGGGGCCACCUCUCCUGUCGGCAGGCAGCGAAGAUGCUGACGGCGAGCCCGCCAGGCAAGUUUCCCAUGUGUCUUCGGGUCGAGAUUUCACUGGGUUCCUCGUUUUGUAUCCCCUUGUGUUCGUCGUCCUUGCGGCCGGGAGCAAGUUUGGAGAGCACGACCCUGGCCCUUCUUUUCAUACAGUUGAAAGACGGCGGGAUCACAGGAGAAGUGGCCUUGCGCGGGGUGCCAGGCCAGCUCCCAGGUUCUGACCCCCUUCUCCACGGUGCCACGCCUAGCUCGCCACCCCGUCCUGGCCUCGGGAUGACUGUACUUCCAAACCCUCCCUCUGCCUCGGGACCUGACCCUGUUUUGUGGAUCAUUCUAGUUGCCUUUCCAGUUCUGUUUUGUGUGGAUUUCACCAGACCACCUUCCGGCACCUUCUGGCACCUUCCGGCUCACCUGGUGGUGGUCGACUUGCCUACCCGGUUAUUUUGCUGCUUUCUUCAGUGUGGCUCUUUCUCACCCCGUGGCCUGAGCUUUGCGAUGUUAGCUUCCUUCAGCUUCCUUAUGUUUUGUCUUGCACUUUGUGUCUUUUUUCUCUUGGAUGCCAUCAGGCAGGGCCAUCCUGUGUGCCUUGGGAGGACUCCGCACCUUCUCACGCCUGCUUUGUAUUCCACGACGUGGAAUUGUUCCCAGCAGAAACUGGCAGGCCACUCCCCACGGCACCCUUUGCACUUCUGUUCCCCGUUCCUCCUCGUUUACUUGCCUUCUUUGUUUUGUUGGGUUUUGGCUGGGGGAGGCGGUGAGGAACAUUUACUUGAAGCUUGAAAUUCUUUCAAUUUUCUUUUAGUUUCCUUUUUUUUUAAAUUUGUUAAACAUA
Prionailurus viverrinus (fishing cat) is the source of this 4645-nucleotide messenger RNA. It is a transcript of the gene TMPPE, whose product is annotated as transmembrane protein with metallophosphoesterase domain. The transcript is spliced from 2 exons. The record is from RefSeq and is a predicted model, not a curated record. Gene Ontology annotation, molecular function: hydrolase activity. NCBI's taxonomy places the organism in Eukaryota, Metazoa, Chordata, Mammalia, Carnivora, Felidae. Bases 394 to 1737 code for a protein of 447 amino acids.